Messenger RNA from Naegleria gruberi, 5523 nucleotides. RefSeq lists its product as uncharacterized. The record is from RefSeq and is a predicted model, not a curated record. Gene Ontology annotation, cellular component: cytoplasm. NCBI's taxonomy places the organism in Eukaryota, Heterolobosea, Eutetramitea, Acrasida, Naegleriidae. The transcript has 2 exons. The coding region runs from base 1 to 5502 and encodes 1833 amino acids.
AUGUCUUUCUUUGGAUUUGGUAGAAGUAGUAGUAGCAGCAAUGUUACAUCUCCUUCUUCUUCUUCGGGACAAUCUGGUGAUUCAUCCCAAUUAUCUUCUCCAACUUAUGACACUGGUAGAAAUAUUGAUGAUAUUGUGAAAGGAUUAUUGAUUGCUUUGGAUGAUAGUGAUAUUAACGUACACAAGAAUAUUCACCAAUCUCUUCUAAAAAUUGGUAAUGAAUGCGAAUUGCUCUUACUGAGUAAAUCACUCUACUUUUUAAAUAAUACUUGCCCGAAAUCAAACAAGAAACACAGAGUAUUUGUUAUGAAUAUUCUUACUGAACUUUUAAAUAAGAAACCAUCUAGCAAUGAUUAUGCUGUUGUUCGUACUUCUCUCAGUUCUCAAAUUGAUACAACACAACAAUUAUUUAAACUUCCGGAUGAUCUUUCUCGUGCAUUGAUUAAUAUGGCUGUAUUAGAAAUGGUACAAGAAAAAUCUGUGAAUUCCGAUUGGCAAGCCAGUGCUUGUAAUUUAUUAAUUGCAUUAUCUAGAUUCUCACCAGAUAUGGUUUCUGGACAAUUAUUGGAAAGAUUCCCUGUUAGUAGUACAAAUCCACCACAUUAUUUUGUUAUCAAAGCUUUGAGUGACAUUGCUUUUUAUUAUCCAUUAUUAUUUAUUAGUAAUUUGAAGGAAGUACUUUCAAGAACUUUACCUUUAUUGGCUAUGAUUAAACACGAUAACUUGAGAUGGGUUUUUUGUGCAGCCCUUGGUAGAUGGUCGGAAGCAGCUAUUUAUUGUUUGGAAUUAUCUGAAAAAUCAACUCAACAUUCAAAUCCUAUUGAUAAGACAACAAUUUCACAAUAUCACUCUUCAGUAUUAACUGCUAUGAAACAUAUCUUGUUGGAAUGGUUGAACUUGAGAGAACCUAAAAUCAGACUUGCUGCUGCUCAAUCAAUUGGUUACAUGUGUCAUAUUAUUGAAACAGAUCAACUCAAUCAAUUACUUCCAAAAUUAAUGCCAAACUAUAUUCAAUCACUCAGAAAAGAAAUCAAGGAUGACCCAUUGCCAGUUACAGUUGGUCUUCAAUAUAUUGUCAAGGUUGUUGUAAGAGAUUGUCCAACCUCUUUGAAUGAACAUUUACAAGCAACUUUGGGAACUUUGUACUCUGUAUUGCUCACAACAAUUGCCAGAAAGGGUUCUUAUAAGAAUGGUCAAAGAAAUAUUGCUGAAACUUUGAAGACAUUCCACUAUUUGACUAGAGGAUUUACUGACCAAGUAGUUUCAUUCCUCCAAGCUCAAUUGGAACAACCAACUGGUACUACUAUUACACGUGUUAGUGCUCUCAAAAUUUUAAGAUAUUUAGUUGUAAAUAAUGAUGAAGAUUUGAUUUCUUACAGAGAUGUAAUUGUCAGUGGUUUGAUGAAAAUUCUCAAAGACCCAAGUGGUAAUAUGAUUGUUAUUGCUGAUGACUCAGAAGUUCACUACGAAUUCAGUGUUCUCAUCCAUACCAUGGCACAAAAAUCUGGAUAUAUGAUUUCACAAGGUGGUACUGAAUUGGUUCAUGUCAUUUUGAGAGGUUGCUCUAUUUCAGAAAGAAAAAUUGCCGAUGACCUUAAAGCCAAAAUACCACCUUCCUUGUUGAAUGGAAAUGAUCAAGAAAAAGUUGCUCAAUCAAUGAUUGCCAGAUAUGAAAAGGAAGAUGCUAGUGUUUUCGUAGAUACCACCAUAAUUUCUGCCCAACAAACUGCUGAAGAUGAGGAAUUAAGCAGUGAAGAUUCCGAAGGUAGCAAAACAACCAAUCCACAAGACUCAUUGGAUUCAUCAACAAAUGUUCCACUUGUUGUAACUUGGUACCAAGUUAGAGAAGGAUGUGAUCGUGUUUUAUUGAGUUUCACAACUAAACUUGGUGAAGAAAUGGAUAAGGUUUUGUGGCCAUUCUUACUUGAAUCUUUUGUUAUUCCAAGUUAUGAUAUCGCCUUCCCAGUUUUGUGUAGAGCUAUUGCCGAUAUCAGCAAACGUAAGAAGAACGAUGAUGAUUUCAUUAUUGAUUUCGAUGCUCAAGUCAACAUUCCAAAGCAAAACUUUAUCUUUGCUCGUUUAUUGUUGAAGCUUACCUCUCCUUUUGGAAGAAAUCAACCUGCUGUUAACAUUCUUCGUGCUCUCUAUUGUCUUUCACCAAAUAUUCACCCAGAUGUUGUUCAAUUGUGGGGUAAGAAAUUACCAAAUUUGAAGAAGUAUAUUGAUACAUGUGACUCACUUACUUCCUUCAACCAAGACGAAUGGGAUAAUCAAUUAUUGAACCUUGUUCGUGACAGUAUUGACAGCGUUCAAGAUGAUAGAUGGGCUGUUGCUCUUGGUGAAGCUUUGCUUGAUCAUGCUGACAUUUUCUAUAAGAACAAUAGAUUGUUGAAAAAGGCCUUGUUAUCAAUUGUUGGUCUCAUUAUUCAAAAGAGUCAACUUAAGCAAUUUAUUCACUCUGCUGUUGAAAGAUGCUUCAAGAUUACUGAUCACACCAGUGAUGAAGAAAGAUUGGGAUGCGCUCGUGGUCUAGGUCAAGCUGCUGUUAAUCAUUGUGAUAGUGUUUUAACACAAUUGCAAAAUGUUAUGAAGGCUCCAGAAAAGAAAACUGGUUUCUUCGCCAGAAAUACUGGUAAGGAAGUUGGUCCAGAAGAAAGAGCUACUGCUAUUCUUUCAUAUGGUUAUGUAUCUAUGCUCACUCCUUUGAAUCUCAUUACAUCUCGUGUCGAAGUUCACGUUGUUAAAAACAUGACUCCAAUUUUGAAACCUCAACCACCUCAACCAAUUCCAUAUGAAUUGAAAGAAAAUGGAUUGAAGGCUAUUGAUUUGAUUGGUAAAUCAGUCCAUCCAAGUAGAUUGAGUGAUUUUAUUUUGAAAUCCAGAGAUGAACUUGUUAGACUUGUUAUUCAAAUUAUGACUCCAUCUGCUCAAUUAUUGCAACAAGUUAAUACUGUCCCUCAAUACUUGUCUAUUAACAAGUUAAGAGCUUUGGGUCUUGAUGCCAUUUCUACUUUGAUUAAAUUGCCACCAAAGAUUGAAGUUGACGUACAAAACGAGGUUCUUAACACCGUUUUAGGAUUAAUCAAAAUUAAAAGUGCUAUCAAACCAACAGAUGCAAAACAACCACUUGGUAUUGAAGAACUUCAAACUUCUGAUGAUUCAAUUUUGGAAGGCGUUAGUAAUGUCUUAUUCUCACUUCUCCAUACUGAUAAUAGCCAAGGUACUCUUGAUGAUAUUUUAAAGGCAUUGGAAACUGAUCACCUCAACUCUCAAAAUUCUUUGGAAAGAGACAGAUCUGCCAACAUUUAUGUUUCCCUUUUGAAAGAUUUUGCCAAGCUUAUUUCUGCAUAUGACUCAGAAUCUCAAUCAGCUAACGUAUUUGGUACAUCCAUGAUUAGUUUGGGCCGUAUUAUUGGUCAACUUAUUCCUCGAGUCACUGAAUCUACAAUUGGUGUUAGAAAAUCUGGUCUUGAUGGAAUUUAUCUUGUUUUGAGAAUUCAACACUUCUUGCAAAACAUUAAAUCCCAAGAUGAUGAAGACCUUCCAGAAUAUCUUCAACAAAUUGGUCCACUCAGAAACCAACUUUUUGAAGCUAGUAACAUUAAGGAAUUAUUUGAAGUUACCAAAGAACUUUCACAAAUCCUCUGCGAAGCCAUCAAGGACAAGUCUCACUUGAUGAAUCUUAUCGAUACUUUGAUUGAUACCUUGGUCGAUCCUGAAGUUGAUGGUGCCAAUAGCUCAUGUAUUGUCUUGAGUGCUUUGAUUAGACUUAGAGGUAAAGAACUCGAACAAGAAGCUGCUAACUAUGUCAAGAAGAUGAUCAAGCUAAUUCCUCAAUUCAUUUCCAAUCAAAGAGAACAAAUUGUUAGUGGUUUGCUCCAUGGUAUUAGAGGUUUCACUAGACAUUUCCCACUUUUGAUUAUGAACACCUUGAUUGCUUAUCCAGUCCCUCAUACCAUUGAAGUUACCAAGAGCUUCCAAAUUAUCUCUACCGAUCCAAUGUUGAAUCAACAAUUGUUAGAUCACUUACUUGACAUUAUCAAUAAUGCUCAACUCUAUGAAGAAAAGAGAUCAUCAGAAGUUGAUAUGGACUUGAUUCCAACACACAAUACAGUCUCCUGUACACAAGCCCUUUAUGAAAUCUUGGCUGUUGAAGACUUUGCCCAAAUUGCCAUGAAGAAUUAUGCCUCAAUCAUAAUUACUGCACUCGUUAGAGUUGGUACUGCUAACGAAAUGACUGUAAAUCCUCCAACUAAGUAUGCUCAACAAUGUAUCAUUAACUUCUACAAGCUCACACAAGAAACAAUUCGUAAUGCUAAAUUGGAAGAAUUGGAAGAAACACACGAUUCUAGCCAUGAAGAUCACAAACAAACCUUUGAAGAACGUAAGGAAGCCAUUAUUUCUAGUACUCCUCUCGAGUUUGAAGCUACUAUCUUGGAAGGUCUUCUCCAAAAGAAGAUUUAUGGUGACUCUGUCCAAGAAGUUUUGAGUAAGAUUUGUAAAGCUUAUCCACAACAUGUUAGAGCCAUGUUUGAUUUUGUAAAGCCAUUCAUUAGCAGAACCUUCAUUGGUCAAAGAGUUAUUGCUACUUGUAUUAUUUCUGUAUUACUUAACUUUAUCCAAAAUGAUAGAGAAUUAGUCCACAAUUGCAUCAAUGCCUUACUCAGCAGAAGUGGUACUGAUGAAGUUGUCGUUGUGAAAUUGUAUGCCUUGCGUGGUUUGUCUAGUUUGUCCAUCCAUCCAAAGGAUAUUCUUCAUCAAUAUGUUACUCCUGUUAUUGGUGCUCUUCUUUCCAAUUUGGAAGAUUUGAAUCAAGCUGUUAUUCUGGAAGCUAUGACAAGUGUAAAGAAUAUUUUCAAGAUUGCUGAAGACGCCUACAUUUCACCACUUUUAAUGAACUUGUGUGUUAGAUUGAAGCCAUCAUUUGAAAAGAAAGAUCCACUCAUUAGAGAAGCAUCAAUCAAAUUAUUUGGUGCUUUGCAUCGUUUCUGUGAUGGUGUUAUGAGAGAUACCCUCAUUUCAACAAUUUUCAAUAAUUUGCCAAUUUUGUUAUGUCACGUUCAAGAUCCUGAAGAAAAUGUCAGUAUUGCAUGCAGACUUGCUUUAAGACAACUUGUUCCAACACUUAAGAGUGAAGCAUUUACUGAAAUUUUCCAAAUUGAUGCCUUUAAGGUUGAAGAUACCACUGCUCCUCAAGCUGUACAACCAUUGAAAUUUGAUGAAUUUUCUGAAAUUUUCGCCAAAACUUGGAUUCAAGAGUUCCCAGACAGAAUUAGUGAUUUGGUCAUGAAUUUGGUUGUGUUCUAUAAGAGUGAAUGGUCAAAUUGUUGCGCCUCAGCUUGUUUGAUUCUUGGUUAUUUGCUUGCUAAUUUAAGUAAGGAGCAAAAGACAAGAGUCAAUCUUAGACACACUACACAAGGCCUCACUGACUUGUUAAAAUCACCUUCUCCUCUCAUUAGAGAAAAGGUUUCCAAGAUGUUAGGUUUAUUAUUCGAAGCUUAAAAUAAAAAAGUAAAUAUUUAU